UAACUUGCGUGAUUUGAGAUGCGACUCUAACAAAUGAUAAAUGCAAGUAUAACAACAUUAAAAAUUAGAGUGUACUAUUGCUUUGAAAUUUUUCGAAACUCACAUUCUUCAUUUUACGUUUGAAGGUCAAAAAUGGGGAAAAAUGAAAUUGCUUUUUUCAUUUUUACUUUGUCAAUAGUGUUUGCAGAAGAAAAAGAAGAUUAUGGACAAUAUGGGAACUAUAACUUGUGGCGACAAACUUUAUGUGAAAGAGAUGAUGAUGCACUCAACAGAGAUGUACAAAACUGCAUGACAUAUGAAAAUUCGCAUUUUUAUAGAUCAUGGAAAUGCUGCUUAGAAGAAAUCCUACCCAAUGCCAAAGGAUCAUUUAUUGUUUAUCAGAAAACUGCUUGUGAAAACAAGUUCAUUUACUAUAUGACCGAUGAAUGCAUAGACAAACGAAAAGCUGUUAAAACAAAGAUGCAGAUGAAUGAACCUGCAGCAAUUUGUUUUGAUGAUAUAUUGAAGAAGCAUGAUUUGACUGAGCUGCGAAAGUACUUCUUUGAUGAAGAAUAGAUGAUUUUUUUUUAACAAAAUAAGUAUUUGUCAAA
This is a messenger RNA of Parasteatoda tepidariorum (common house spider), 590 nucleotides long. RefSeq lists its product as uncharacterized. Lineage: Eukaryota; Metazoa; Arthropoda; Arachnida; Araneae; Theridiidae. The record is from RefSeq and is a predicted model, not a curated record.